This is a messenger RNA of Aspergillus niger, 2256 nucleotides long. RefSeq lists its product as uncharacterized. Gene Ontology annotation, biological process: regulation of DNA-templated transcription. Lineage: Eukaryota; Fungi; Ascomycota; Eurotiomycetes; Eurotiales; Aspergillaceae. The coding region runs from base 1 to 2256 and encodes 751 amino acids. The transcript is spliced from 5 exons. Gene Ontology annotation, cellular component: Ino80 complex; cytoplasm. The record is from RefSeq and is a predicted model, not a curated record.
AUGGCUAUCACCUCGAUCCAGCCGGUUCUACCGACCCGGUUUACGAUCAAUUCCGAGAAAGGUGCCACGAAGCCUCCUCCGGAACCUUACAAUGUACAAGACCAUCCUUUCAAGGGCUACCACCCCCCUCAACCCGAAGGCUACGAAAAGAGCAAGAGUACUAGCGCCAUAGUUAUUGAUAAUGGUUCAAACUUGGUCAAAGCCGGUUGGUCGUUCGACAAAUCCCCACGUUUCGUGCUUCCUCCUGUGAUGAGCCGGUAUCGCGACCGGAAGCUCAACAAAGCCUGCCAAUUCAUCGGAUACGAUUCUUAUGUCGAUGCGACUACGCGCGGUCAGCUGCGCUAUGCCUUCGACCCUGGCACGAGUGUUGUGGGCAACUGGGACGUCAUGGAGGGAGUGUUGGACUAUCUGUUCAUCAAGCUGGGAGUCGAUGGUGCCAAUGGGGGUGUUGACAGGCCGAUUGUUAUGACCGAGCCGAUCGCAAACCUCGCCUAUCCCAGAAGGAUGAUGAACGAAAUCCUAUUCGAGUGCUAUUCCGCGCCGUCGGUCGCCUACGGAAUAGACUCCCUAUUCUCCUACCGGUACAAUCGCGGAAAGGACGGACUCAUUAUCUCGUCUUCGCACACCUCGACCCAUGUGAUCCCGGUGCUAAAUAACAAGGCUCUGCUCUCCAACUGCUCGCGACUGAAUUGGGGUGGACUGCACGCAUCGGAAUACCUGCUAAAACUCAUGCGCCUAAAGUACCCGACCUUCCCCGCAAGGAUGACGGAGAGCCAGAUGGAAGAUAUUGUGCACAAGCAUUGUUACGUUUCCAAGGACUACGACCAAGAGCUGAGCCACUACCUAGACUGGACGGGGCUGGAGGAGCGGGACUGUAUCGUCCAGUACCCUUACACCGAGCACGUUGUGCCCGAAAAGACCGAGGAAGAACUCGCCCGGAUUGCCGAGAGGAAGAAGGAAAGUGGGCGUCGGUUGCAGGAGCAGGCCGCUAAGAUGCGGCUGGAAAAGUUGAUGAAGAAGGAGCAGGAAUUGGAGUACUACAAGGACCUACAGCACGGACUGGCCUCGGAGACGAAGAAGGAAGCGAGGCGCAUUCUCGAAGCGGAGGACCUGAAGGAUGAAGCCCAUCUAGAUCGAUUGAUUCGGGAUCUUGAGCGGUCCAUCAAACGAUCCCGGAACCGGGACCUGGGGAUCGAAGAAACCGAAGAGCCCCAGGAAGAGAUGUCUUUCCCGUUAUUGGACGUCCCGGAUGAAGAAUUAGAUGAAGCUGGUCUGAAGGAAAAGCGUCAUCAACGACUAAUGAAAUCCAACGUUGAAGCUCGACAACGCGCUAAGGCAGAGAAAGAGCGAGAGAAGGCUCGUCGGGAGGAGGAAGAACGGCUUGACCGCGAGAAGCGCGAGAAUGAUUUCGAAAACUGGCUAGCUGAACGGAGAGCAAACCGUCAGAAUAUCAUGCAAAAGAUCAAGGAACGUGACAGGAUGAAGGCGGAUCUGGGUAACCGCAAGUCAUUAGCCAGCCAGAUGCGCAUGAAGACCCUCGCCAACCUCGCUGCGGAUGGUCCCAAGAAGCGGAGGCGUGGCGGGGACGACGACACCUUCGGUGCCAACGAUGAAGAUUGGGGUGUCUAUCGAACGGUGGCUACAGGCGAACAGAGUGAUGAAGAGGAAGAGGAAGACCUUGGAGGCAUGCUUGAUGCCGUUGAGAAGGAACUACUCGAGUACGAUCCCGAAUUCACAGAGAACCACACACUCGCAGCGCAAUCCGACUGGACGAAGAGCUUGGUACAUGUCUUCCUCCGGGGUCCCUGGCCCUUCGAUCCUGAGAGCCAACGUGAGGCUCACCAGCUGCAUCUGAACGUGGAGCGAAUCCGCGUUCCUGAGGUGGUUUUCAAGCCGUCAAUUGCGGGCAUUGACCAGGCCGGCUUGUUGGAGAUCGCGGCCGAUAUUGUGAACCAGCGGUUCCCGAACCCUGAGGAGCAAUCGAAACUGCUGCGGGAUGUUUUCCUCACGGGUGGCAACACCAUGUUCCAGAACUUCGACGAACGUCUCCGCAACGACUUCCGCGCGUACCUCCCCGUGGACGCCCAACUCAACGUCCGGCGUGCGAAUGACCCGGUCUUGGACGCAUGGAAGGGCGCUGCACAAUGGGCUUCAGGGUCUGAACUGGCGAAGUCCUCGAUCACCCGGCAGGAAUACUUGGAGAAGGGCAGCGAAUAUCUCAAGGAACAUGAUAUGGGCAAUGCCACCACAUGGUAG